Arctia plantaginis is the source of this 1122-nucleotide messenger RNA. NCBI's taxonomy places the organism in Eukaryota, Metazoa, Arthropoda, Insecta, Lepidoptera, Erebidae. The record is from the annotation of a GenBank genome assembly.
AUGUCCGCCAACGAUCAUUUGGAAGAUGUAUUUUCGGGAAUAUUUGCUAAGACUGAAGGGGUAUCCAUGUUAGAAGGGCGUUCAAGCCGGUUGAUGUGUGCGAGCGUGGAGCGCGUGCGGCUGCGGCCGCGCGUGCGUGCGCCCGCCUCCAGCCUACUGCUGCGCGCCGUCGCCGACGCGCACAAGAGCUUGUUGAAUAUGCCCAGUACAAACGCGGUUAAAGACUCGCAAGCGAAGCGCGCUUUUGUGCUACCGAUGCGACGAUCAGUCGAACCUCAAAAACUUACCAUCCAAUUAGCUGCUGACAACUCGCAAGAGACUGGUGACAGCAUUAGUCUUGGAAGAGAUACAGACAGUGGUGAUGAUAAAAGUGAAAAACAUGAAGGCCUCUUAAAUGAUGAAGAUGAAAUAAGCAAGACAAAUAAUAACAAAAUAAUGCCACCUGAAAGUAAAGAGCUCAAACCUAAGGAGAAAGAACCCGUUAAAGCCACAAAGAAAGUUCUAGACACGCAAAUGCGACGCUUAAGUAAUACAAGCGAAGAGAGUGAAACACAAGUUAUAAUUAAACAGGAAGUUGAGAAAAAAGCGAAGAGAAAAAGUCUUGAAGUAUUAGAUUCGCCGGUUGUGAAGAAGAGAAAGCGAUCACCGAUAGUAUGCGAUGUUGAUAAGGAAGUGAAAGAGACAGAUAGAGUUAGAAAAAGAACAGUCACAAAUACAAACAAAUAUGAUUCGGUGCCAUCUUUGUCAGCGGCGCAGCGCAAGCUGGUAUGGUGUCGUCUAUUCCCGGCGUGCCGCUACGGCUCGGCCUGCGCCUUCGCGCACCCGCGCUGCAAGUUCCUCGCUGCCUGCAUGCGCCGCAACUGCGUGUACUCGCACUCGCCCUCCGCACCCGUGUUGAUGCCUUCGUCUUAUAUUGCAACUUCUCACGUAGUCCCAGCAGCAAAAUUCAGGUCAAAAUCAGCUAUAGUACCAAACGUGUGCAAGUUCCACCCGAACUGCUUGAACCCAGCGUGUCACUUCUACCACCCGAAGCCGUGUCGUUACGGCAACAAUUGCGCGAACAAACUAGAAUGUAAGUUCUAUCAUGCGGAUGUAACGCCGAAGUGGAAAUACACUGUUUAA